Penicillium samsonianum is the source of this 450-nucleotide messenger RNA. RefSeq lists its product as uncharacterized. Lineage: Eukaryota; Fungi; Ascomycota; Eurotiomycetes; Eurotiales; Aspergillaceae. The record is from RefSeq and is a predicted model, not a curated record. Bases 1 to 450 code for a protein of 149 amino acids. The transcript has 2 exons.
AUGCCCGGCACAGACAUAACAUGCACCAUAUUCAAGACGUCGGAACCGAAGAUCCGUGUCUACUACCAGCACAUGGAACAUGGCAUCAUCGAGAAGUGCUACGACAGCAAACGCGGCUGGUAUGACGGAGUGGCCAAGUUCCCAAAGGUCCAACCCCGGACGUCCCUAGUUUGUACUAGUUACUGGCUCGGACAUUGUUGGAUCCGGGUCUUCUACAAUACUUCGAAUAUGAUGCGCGAGAUGGUUUACGAUGGCAAGUCUUGGGCCGAAGGACAUUUCCACGCGAACUGUAUUCCUGGAACGCAGAUUGCUUGCAUCAGCUGGAUAAAUGGCUCGCAUCCGGAUGUUCGCGUGUACUUCCAGGCUGGUCAUGAAGUCUCCGCGAUUACGGAGUAUGUAUGGACUCAGGGACGUUGGUCUUCUGGGAAGCUUUCGCUCCCUCCUGCAUGA